AUGGGGGUUGUCGCUGGGAAUGACAGCCAGGGUGAGCCUUGGCCGUGGCCGCCCCGUGAUGAGAGGCUCUGUUUGGCUUUGCCAUUGCGAGUGCUCGUCCCCGUCACCGUCAUGUGCGUGGGGCUGUUCAUAGUCGGAGUGGUGGGCAAUGCCCUGACGGUGCUGGUCAUCCGUGGGUACCACGAUACGAGGAGCACCAGCAGCCUCUACCUGGGCAGCAUGGCUGUCUCGGACCUGCUCAUCCUCCUAGGGCUGCCCUUCGACCUCUAUCACCUCUGGUGCUCCCGGCCAUGGAUCUUCGGGCAGCUCCCGUGCUGCCUCUCUCACUACCUGAGCGAGGGCUGCACCUACUGCACCAUCCUGCACAUCACUGCGCGCACUGUCGAGCGCUACCUCGCCAUAUGCUUCCCCCUCAAAGCCAAAGUGAUCAUCACCAAGUGCAGGGUGAAAGUUGUCAUCGGCACCCUCUGGGCUUUCACCGCCUUCUCCGCCAGCCCCUUUUUUUUCCUGGUGGGUGUGCAGCAGACUGACAACCACACCGACUUCAGCGGCGAGUGCAAACCCACCCCACAAGCUGUGGAGUCCGGGCUCCUGGCCAUGAUGUUCUGGGUCACCACCUCCUACUUCAUCCUGCCCGUCCUCUGCCUCAAUGUCCUCUAUAGCUUAAUUGCAUGGGAGCUGUGUCGGAGCAAAGCCCCCCUGCGGGGCCCCAGCGUAGUCCUCCGGGAGAAAGGGCACCACCAGACAAUCAAGAUCUUGGUUGUGGUGGUCCUGGCCUUCAUAAUCUGCUGGUUGCCUUUUCACAUCGGCAGGAUCGUAUUUAUAAACACCCAGAGCACCAGGAUGAUGCUGUUCUCCCAGUACUUUAAUAUAUUUGCUCUGCAGCUUUUCUACCUGAGUGCAUCCAUCAACCCGAUCCUCUACAACCUCAUUUCAAAGAAGUACAGGGCAGCAGCCUACAAGCUGCUGUUCCCACACAGAGCUGCAGAAAGGGCUUUCACAGUGAACAAAGACGCUGGUGGCUACACAGAGACCAGUGCCAGCACAAGAAAUGAGUAAGCCACCAGCUUCUGAGACUGCAGCCUGCACUUUUCCAAACUUUCUCUGCAAAGGAAGGGAAUUUCCUUUUCACAGGAGAGGUGCAAAAGGAUGAACAUUUGUUGGGACGUGUAGCAUUUUGUAACUGUUGGUAUUUUGAAACACUUAACAGAGCAAACAGGGACCAGAAAGUAGUGAGAAUGACUCGCAACUCAUGGAAAGUGAUAACUUUAUAGGAAAAGCUGGAGGAAAUUGCCAGUAAAACUGUGGGUUUGGUUUAUUCUUUGCUGUUCAUUGCACGCAUUCUGUGCAAUUUCUAGUGUUUUCUGAAAAUCAUAACAUCUAGGACCGCAAAGGAGGAGGGACUUUGAGGCAGGAGCUCUUCUUGGGUGCAGUCAUGAGUUAAACUCCCAGACAGCCUUUGCCACUUUAAGAUGUUUUUCUCAUAAGCGAGAUUUUACAAAAUGCAGUCUUGCAGAGGGGUGAGCACAACUGAAAAGAAUACCGCUCUAAGCAUCCUUGGAAGAAGAGGGCAUAUAGUUUUAGUACCUGCUCUUGUAAUCAUGAAGGGGAGUUUGCUGGGCAGUUUCACUGACUCUUCGCUUGGGAAGGCAUCUUGUCUGCGCAGCAGCCUCUGGGCUUAACCCUUUAGGUCUGGCCCAUGCGAUCAAAUAAGGUCUCUUAUUUAUGCACUAGCAACCAAUCCCCUAUAUUUGCAAAAGUUUAGUAUUCCUGAUCACUUCCUCGUCAUAGACCCGCACUGUCUGGUAAACGUUAGCCAUACGUCCCCGCUGCCUCAUGCAAUGGACUGUACGUGCAAAUACACUGACUUAGCCCCUCUCACCACAGACAAGAUGGGUCACCAAACGUGCUGGGCUGCAUGCAGGACUUACUGCUCUGCAACACUGCUCUGCAAGUCAGUAACCAACUUGGUUUUUUCACUCCAGAGAUUUGAAAUGCAAACUUAAGCUAUACGAUUUAUACAAGACAUAAGGAAGAAUUUCUUCAUUAUGAGAGUGGUGAGGCACUGGCACAGAUUCCCCAGGGAAGCUGUGGCUGCCCCAUCCCUGGAGGUGUUCAAGGCCAGGUUGGAUGGGGCCCUGGGCAGCCUGA
Messenger RNA from Cuculus canorus (common cuckoo), 2151 nucleotides. RefSeq names its product motilin receptor (gene MLNR). The record is from RefSeq and is a predicted model, not a curated record. NCBI's taxonomy places the organism in Eukaryota, Metazoa, Chordata, Aves, Cuculiformes, Cuculidae. The coding region runs from base 1 to 1059 and encodes 352 amino acids. Gene Ontology annotation, molecular function: G protein-coupled peptide receptor activity. The transcript has 2 exons. Gene Ontology annotation, cellular component: plasma membrane. Gene Ontology annotation, biological process: G protein-coupled receptor signaling pathway.